Molecule: messenger RNA, 1802 nt
Organism: Malania oleifera
Lineage: Eukaryota; Viridiplantae; Streptophyta; Magnoliopsida; Santalales; Ximeniaceae
Product: mevalonate kinase-like
Exons: 6
Coding region: 397-1551 (384 amino acids)
Biological process (GO): isoprenoid biosynthetic process
Cellular component (GO): cytoplasm
Molecular function (GO): mevalonate kinase activity; ATP binding
Source: RefSeq, a predicted model, not a curated record
UAUUAUGUAUGGCAUGUGGGUUUUCUCUAUUUUUUUUGUUUUUCUCAAGAAACAAUCAUGUUGAAAGAAAGCUUGUUAAUAGAUAAUUCAAGAUUAAAUGCAUUUAUAAUAAAAUUACGGUUAACUUAAUGAUUUUGUCAGAUAUUGGAUUCAAUUUAUGUGAAUUUAGAUAAAAUAUUAUGCAAAAUAAUAUUAAGUUCUAAUACCCAUCUCCAAAUCCCACCACCAAAUCCCAAAUCCCUGUCCAUAGGUGCUGUCUUUGACCGGCACGCGCCGCCAGCCGCCGUGGGCGUCGCCACGAUUUGAACGCAACUACAAAAACAACGAGGGAGAGAGAGAGUGUGUGUGUGUGUGUGUGUGCGUCUUUGCGCGCUCGCCGGUGGAAAGAAAGGGACAAUGGAGGUGAGAGCUAGAGCGCCCGGGAAGAUCAUUCUCGCAGGCGAGCACGCCGUCGUGCAUGGAUUCACCGCCGUGGCCACCGCCAUAGAUCUCUACACCUACGUUUCUCUUUGUUUUCCUGAGAAUGAUGAUACACUCAAACUCCAGCUCAAGGACAUGGCAUUAGAAUUUUCAUGGCCAGUUGGAAGAAUCAAAGAAGCAUUACCAAAUUUAGGAGGCCCUCUCCCUUCAGCACCCACAUCAUGCUCCCCUGAGUUGAUUAGUUCAAUUAUGGUUCUAAUUGAUCAACAGAAUAUUCCUGAGGCAAAAAUCGGACUUAUCUCUGGAGUAACAGCUUUUCUCUGGCUAUACACUUCUAUCCAGGGGUUUAAGCCAGCAAAAUUAGUUGUCACCUCUGAGCUUCCUCUGGGCUCAGGCUUGGGUUCGUCUGCUGCAUUCUGCGUCUCACUGUCAGCAGCUUUGCUUGCUUUAUCAGAUUCUGUAGAGCUGGAUCACAGCCACCAAGGCUGGUUAAUGUUUGGUGAGAGUGAGCUGGAAUUGGUGAACAAAUGGGCUUUUGAAGGUGAAAAAAUAUUUCAUGGAAAGCCAUCUGGAAUUGACAACACUGUUAGCACAUAUGGCAACAUGAUCAUGUACAAGUUGGGAAGUUUGGCCUGCAUCAAGUCCAAUAUGCCGCUCAAAAUGCUUGUCACUAAUACAAAAGUUGGGAGAAACACAAAGGCAUUGCUUGCUGGUGUUUCAGAAAGGACUUCAAGGCACCAUGAUGCGAUGACUGCUGUGUUUAAAGCUGUAGAUUUUAUCAGUAAGGAAUUGUCUUCCAUUAUCCAAGCACCAGCUCUAGAUGACCAUGCUACUACUGAGAAGGAAGGGAAGAUAGAAGAGUUGAUGGAAAUGAAUCAGGGUUUGCUCCAAUGUAUGGGGGCUACCCAUGCAUCAAUAGAAACGGUGCUUCAGACAACAUUAAAGUAUAAGUUAGCUUCAAAGUUGACAGGAGCUGGGGGUGGAGGCUGUGUUUUGACAUUUUUGCCAAGCCAGGUAUCAGGAACAGUUGUUGAUAAGGUUGUCGCAGAGCUUGAGUCAUGUGGAUUCCAGUGUUUCAUCGCCAGAAUUGGAGGGAAUGGUCUUGAAAUUAACUUUGGUGGUUCAUCCUGAUUUUCCAGGGACAGUAAUGAAUCACUGUAAGAUUUGAUGUUUAAACGGCUAACAAUAUGCGGAAAAUGUUCCCUAUUGCUGCCGUAUCUUUGUCUGUUGUUCACUAGUAAUGUAUGUACAUUAGUUUCAAUGUUGUGCUUUCUAAGUUCACUAACUUUCAAAUAAUUUUUGGAAUCAUGCGUAUUUGCUAUAUUGUAUAAUAUGCAUGAUUUUUAAGGUUUGUUGAUAAAUGCCGGUUUCUUUCCUCAUCA